Zophobas morio is the source of this 468-nucleotide messenger RNA. RefSeq names its product Mediator complex subunit 9 (gene MED9). Bases 41 to 448 code for a protein of 135 amino acids. The transcript is spliced from 3 exons. Gene Ontology annotation, cellular component: mediator complex. The record is from RefSeq and is a predicted model, not a curated record. Gene Ontology annotation, biological process: regulation of transcription by RNA polymerase II. Gene Ontology annotation, molecular function: transcription coregulator activity. NCBI's taxonomy places the organism in Eukaryota, Metazoa, Arthropoda, Insecta, Coleoptera, Tenebrionidae.
ACUUUGCAUUUCUGGUUGGCAUGCGUGUGGAAAUUAAUGUAUGCUAAUUUUAAUGCACAAGUCGAAAGACAAAUUUUUAAAGUUGUCGAAAUUAUGGUGUUUUAUUAUGGAGUCUGACGAGCAAAACCAAGAUUUGGAGCGAAAAGUCACCGUCGAAAACCUCAACAUCGAAAUCUUGCCCAUUAUUUACGAAAUCAUCCGCAGUGUGGAGAAGGACCACCACGAUAAUACUGCUAAAACGCGAGAAUCGCAAGACUGCUCCCAGAAAGUCCUCGAGUUGCAGAAGCGCCUGGACCAAGCCAGAGCCGAGAUACGCAUGCUACCAGGGAUCGACUACAGCAAAGAGCAGCAGCUGCACCACCUAGAAGCCUUGAAAACCCAGCUGAAGCUCAAACAGGAACUGCUGCGCAAAUAUCGCUACAUGUACACCUUUGAAAUCCCCAAAUAAAAUGGUGUUGCGCUUUUUAA